CUGUCACUUUACGUGCUUCUUUUAUUGAAUUUCGAAAGACUGCGUUUAAUUACCAGGUUUCCAAUAGUUGCGGUUUGGAACUGAAGAGUAAAUAAUAGCAAUUGAAAUAAAAUAUACCUAAUUUUCGUAACUGUAAUUGCAUGGAAUAGGCCUGCACACUUAAGAGAAAUCCCAGUCAUCGAGUGUUGAAAAUUGUUUUACCGCCAAUAUUUUUUAAGUGAAGCACGACAUGUUUGGCCAGCCGACGAUAGGCGCGACCGCCGCCACACCAUCUACAAACCGCAUGAAUGAUUUUGAAGUGACUAUGCCGCCGGAUGAUUCGGUCUCUGCGUUAGAAUUCAGCCCCAGCACCAUACCUCAGAAUUUUCUAAUCGCUGGAAGUUGGGAUAGCAGUGUACGCUGUUGGGAAGUGGAGCAAACUGGCAAGACGGUGCCUAAGUCAAUGAAAACAAUGGGAGGUCCGGUAUUAGAUGUCUGCUGGUCUGAUGAUGGAACCAAAGUGUAUAUGGCAUCUUGUGACAAGCAAGUAAAAAUGUGGGAUUUAGCCUCAGAUCAAGUGGUGCAGGUGGCGGCACAUGAUGCGCCUAUAAAAACGUGUCACUGGAUAAAGGGAUCUACCUAUAGCUGUUUGAUGACUGGUUCAUGGGAUAAAACAUUAAAGUUUUGGGACACACGCACUCCCAACCCUCUAAUGGCAAUUAAUUUGCCAGAACGUUGCUAUUGUGCAGAUGUUGAUUACCCCAUGGCUGUGGUGGGUACCGCGAAUCGUGGACUCAUUGUUUACUCACUAGAAAACACUCCUACUGAAUUUAAGCGGCAGGAAAGUCCGCUGAAGUAUCAACACCGGGCCAUUUCAAUUUUUAGGGAUAAGAAGAAGGCACCAACGGGCUAUGCGCUUGGCAGCAUUGAAGGACGUGUUGCAAUUCAAUAUGUAAAUCCAGUGAAUCCAAAAGAUAAUUUCACCUUUAAGUGUCAUCGUACCACUGGUACAGCAGGCUAUCAAGACAUAUAUGCCGUAAAUGAUAUAGCUUUUCAUCCGGUGCAUGGCACUUUAGUAACGGUCGGCUCAGAUGGCACUUUCAGCUUCUGGGAUAAAGAUGCCCGCACAAAACUUAAAUCUUCGGAGGCGAUGGAUCAAUCGAUUACUAAGUGCGCAUUUAACAAUAAUGGCCAGAUAUUCGCCUACGCGGUGGGCUACGAUUGGUCGAAGGGCCACGAGUACUUCAAUCUAACCAAAAAACCACAAAUCUUCCUACGUUCUUGUUACGAUGAAUUAAAACCGCGUAUUGCGUAAACUUCUUCAACCAAGAAAGUUAGUUAAGAAUCAAACAUAUGUAGGAUCAACAUUUUUUCAAUUGAAUUAAAACAUAACUUUUGAAACCGAUGCAUUUCAGUGAGUAGAAAAAUAGUACCAAAAUAAAUUUCAAAUUAAAUUUUA
Anastrepha obliqua is the source of this 1438-nucleotide messenger RNA. It is a transcript of the gene Rae1, whose product is annotated as protein Rae1. Gene Ontology annotation, biological process: transcription-dependent tethering of RNA polymerase II gene DNA at nuclear periphery; RNA export from nucleus. The coding region runs from base 230 to 1294 and encodes 354 amino acids. The transcript has 4 exons. Lineage: Eukaryota; Metazoa; Arthropoda; Insecta; Diptera; Tephritidae. Gene Ontology annotation, molecular function: ubiquitin binding; RNA binding. Gene Ontology annotation, cellular component: nuclear pore. The record is from RefSeq and is a predicted model, not a curated record.